This is a messenger RNA of Cydia fagiglandana, 444 nucleotides long. RefSeq lists its product as uncharacterized. Gene Ontology annotation, cellular component: nucleus. Gene Ontology annotation, molecular function: zinc ion binding. NCBI's taxonomy places the organism in Eukaryota, Metazoa, Arthropoda, Insecta, Lepidoptera, Tortricidae. The coding region runs from base 123 to 434 and encodes 103 amino acids. The transcript has 3 exons. The record is from RefSeq and is a predicted model, not a curated record.
UACUGGCUACAUUGUCUCUGAGCAGGUCUGCGUCUGCAGCGUCUGUUUCAAUAAUUUUACCAUAAAAUAAAAGCAAAUUAAACCAUAUUACUCAGUUUCGGCUGUGAAACGAGUAUUCGACUAUGAAUAGAACACUAGAAUAUUCGCUGCUGCAGGACCAGUUGCUAUGCUGCCGUGUUUGUUUAAUGACGGACUGCAGACUGUACAACAUUCAUGAGUAUAAACUCGCCGAUGCCUUUACUCGCAUCUCUGGGACUCCUGUGGCCAGGGACAAACUGCCGCAGUACCUGUGCACGUACUGCCAUACACUGCUCCUCAAAUGCUCGUCCUUCAGAGACAUGUGCCUCAGCACUCUGGAGCUUCUCACGCCCGCGCUGCACAAGGGGGCGAUUAUGUUCGCAAAUACCAAAACCCUCGCCGGUCGAUCAACUUAACUCAAACUGA